UUCCAAUUUUCCAGUUUUCUACAGUUAGGCAAAUGAUGUCACAUAAAUACAGGUGAACACUUUGAAAAGCUGAAACAUAAGCUCUGCUCUGAAUCAAUGGCUUCUCACUUGUACACAAAUUCACCUCAAAACCUUCACUUUCUUGCUUAUUCUUCUUCUUCUCCCUUUAAACCUCACUUGUACCUCUCUAUCAAACGCAUAAAACUACAACAAUCCUCAGCAUCUUCCGUUCAAGUCCGUUGCGCAACGCAGAGCUCUCAGAGAUGGUCUCUACAGGGGAAAUCUGCUCUUGUCACCGGCGGUACUCGCGGGAUUGGGCGUGCGAUUGUGGAGGAACUUGCUGGUCUUGGAGCAGAGGUUCACACUUGUGCUCGUAAUGAGAGCGAGAUAGAGAAUUGUUUGAGAGAUUGGAACAGUUCUGGUUUACGAAUUGCUGGCUCGGUUUGUGAUGUCUCUGAUCGAGCUCAGCGAGAGGCGUUGAUGGAGACUGUGUCAUCUGAAUUUGACGGGAAGCUUCAUAUCCUUGUGAACAAUGUUGGGACAAACAUUAGAAAACCAAUGGUGGAGUUUACAGCUGGUGAAUUUUCAACUCUCAUGUCGACGAAUUUUGAAUCUGUUUUUCAUUUAUGCCAACUUGCUUAUCCGCUUCUUAGAGCAUCUGAGGCUGGGAGUGUUGUGUCAAUCUCUUCUGUUUCUGGUUUUGUCUCGCUCAAGAAUAUGUCGGUACAGUCUGCAACAAAAGGAGCAAUCAAUCAACUAACGCGAAGUUUGGCUUGCGAGUGGGCCAAGGACAAUAUAAGGAUCAAUGCUGUUGCCCCGUGGUAUAUCAAAACAUCUAUGGUGGAGCAAGUCCUUAGCAACAAAGACUACCUAGAAGAAGUCUACUCAGUAACUCCUCUUGGUCGGCUUGGUGAACCGAGUGAGGUGUCUUCUGCAGUUGCUUUUUUAUGCCUACCUGCAUCUUCAUAUAUUACAGGGCAGAUUAUUUGUGUUGAUGGAGGAAUGUCAAUAAAUGGUUUCUUCCCACAACAUGACUAGGCCACUCUGUCGUUUUACUAGUUUCAUUGGGAUCCUUAGUUUAUCUUGUUUCUCCCGUGAAAGACAGUUCUUCAUAUGAGACUUAGACAGCUUUCUGCCUUCUGCUCUACUGAGUAUUUACGUUGUGCUACAAAAGCUACUGUUAGUGAAAAAGAUAAUUUAGCAUCAGAUGGCGGGAUUAAGUCUAUCAAUUAUAAUUUUGUUUGUUCAUGUGGUGGAAAGUUGUCGAGGAACUUUUCAUGUCAUGACUUUUAUGAUAACAAAAACUUAUGUUUCGUGACUCGUCCAUGAGUGUUCAGUGGAUUGUAUUCUGUGUCUUGAACCUGCACUCAUACUAUGUUUUUCCUUGAUUCA
Molecule: messenger RNA, 1392 nt
Organism: Camelina sativa (false flax)
Lineage: Eukaryota; Viridiplantae; Streptophyta; Magnoliopsida; Brassicales; Brassicaceae
Product: tropinone reductase homolog At2g29260, chloroplastic
Molecular function (GO): oxidoreductase activity
Source: RefSeq, a predicted model, not a curated record